AUGAUAAUUGCAGAAUUUCAAGAGUGUCCUCUUCAUGUCUCUCCUAUAGGCUCCAAGGUAGCUAAGAUGGAGGUGCUGUGUUUCCGGUUGCCGGGUCACGGUGACGCCACCCUGAAGAGCAUGAACUCCCUGAGGGCCAGGCAGCAGUUCUGUGACAUCACCAUAGUGACCAGCGGCAGGCAGACGUUCCGGGGACACAAAGUGGUCCUGGCUGCCUGCUCCCCAUUCCUCAGGGACCAGUUCCUGCUCAACCCCUCCUCUGAACUGCAGGUGGGUGCCAGUGAAAGCCACCUUGAUACACACUAUUUGGGUUAUGUUUGAUAAAUGUUGUGUCAGCUUCAGUUGAUAAACUAGCCCCUGACAGACACUUUUUGUCACAUGCCCUUUCAAUGAUCUGACCGUUUUAAUAGGCAUAUCUUUGAGCCUGGGAAGUUCUCAGAUGUUGCAUCAUGCCAGCUGUGGUUCCAGUCCUAUACUUCAUUAUGGUGGAGUAGAGUAGAUACUAUCUUGCAGGAUAUGACACUAAUGGCUUACAUGAUUGAUCAUAGGAAAAAUACACUACAUGACCAAAAGUAUGUGGACACCUGCUUGUCGAACAUCUCAUUCCAAAAUCAUGGGCAUUAAUAUGGAGUUGGUCCCCCCUUUGCUGCUAUAACAGCCUCCACUCUUCUGGGAGGCUUUCCACUUGAUGUUGGAACAUUGCUGCGGGGACUUGCUUCAAUUCAGCCACGAGCAUUAGUGAGGUCGGGCACUGAUGUUGGGCUAUUAGACCUGUCUUGCAGUCGGCGUUCCAAUUCAUCCCAAAGGUGUUCGAUGGGGUUGAGGUCAGGGCUCUGUGCAGGCCAGUCAAGUUCUUCUUCACCGAUCUCGACAAAAUAUUUCUGUAUGGACCUCGCUUUGUGCAUGGGGACAUUGUAAUGCUGAAACAGGAAAGGGCCUUCCCCAAACUGUUGCCACAAAGUUGGAAGCACAGAAUCGUCUAGCAUGUAUGCUGUAGCAUUAAGAUUUCCCUUCACUGGAACCAAGGGGCCUAACGCAAACUAUGAAAAACAGUCCCAGACCAUUAUUCCUCCUCCACCAAAUUUUACAGUUGGCACUAUGCAUUUGGGCAGGCAGCGUUCUCCUGGCAUCCGCCAAACCCAGAUUCACCCGUCAAACUACCAGAUGGUGAAGCAUGAUUCAUCACUCCAGAGAACGCGUUUCCAUUGCUCCAGAGUCCAAUGGUGGCGAGCUUUACACCACUCCAGCCGAUGCUUGGCACUGCGCACUGCGCAUGGUGAUCUUAGGCUUGUGUGUGACUGCUCGGCCAUGGACACCCAUUUCAUGAAGCUCCAGACGAACAGUUAUUGUGCUGACGUUGCUUCCAGAGGCAGUUUGGAACUCGGUAGUGAGUGUUGCAACCGAGGACAGACGAUUUUUACGCACUACUUGCUUUAGCACUCAGCGGUCAAGUUCUGUGAGCUUGUAUGGCCUACCACUUCGCGGCUGAGCUGUUGUUGCUUCUAGACGUUUCCACUUAACAGAACUUACAAUAACAGCACUUACAGUUGACCUUGGCAGCUCUAGCAGGGCAGAAAAUUGACAAACUGACUUGUUGGAAAGGUGACAUCCGAUGACGGUGCCACGUUGAAAGUCACUGCGCUCUUUAGUAAGGACAUUCUACUGCCAAUCUUUGUCUAUGGAGAUUGCAUGGCUGUGUGCUCGAUUUUAUACACCUGUCAGCAACGGUUGUGGCUGAAAUAGCCGAAUCCACAAAUUUGAAGGAGUGUCCACAUACUUUUGUAUAUAUCUAAGACUAUGUAUGAAGAAAAAAAAUGUAUGCACUCACUAACUGUAAGUCGCUCUGGAUAAGAGUGUCUGCUAAAAUGACUAAAAUGUAAAAAUUGUUUAAGACGUAACAGCAAAAUAGCUGUUUGGUGUGUUUUUGUCCUAUUUUGGCCUCUAGGUGUCAGUCCUUCACAGCUCCUCGGUGGUAUGUGAGCUGCUCCAGUCCUGUUACACUGGUGUGCUGCAGUUCAGCCCCAAGGAGAUAGUGAAUUACCUGACGGCCGCUAGCUACCUGCAGAUGGAGCAUGUUGUGGAGAAGUGCCGGGGAGCCCUGGGCAAGUACAUGCAGCCAAAGAACCCCAGCUCACCAAAGGUUAGUUACCCAUUUUGGUUAGUGUUUAUUGGUGUAUAGUCGAAGGCACCCUAUUGAAACAUUGGUUUGAAAUCACAACAUAAAAUGUUAAUACACUGUGCUUCAAUUGUAGAAGGCAAAUACUUUCUGAACUUAUCUACUAUGUGAUUCAACAAAGGCUGGAUUUGCAGUCAGAUUGUUUUUGCCUGUGAAGAUAUUCAACUGGCUCGUCUUCAUUCUUUUUCUCUACACCGCUCAUUUUCAGAUCAAGUCAGAAGAGAACCACUCGAUGCCAGUGACAGUCAGUGGCAGCAGCAGCCACUCCCUUAUGUCGACCUCUGCUGAUCAUUCCCCCUCACUGCAGCCUCACAGCCCUGUACAGUGUCAGGCUGAUGACCAUACAGACUCACACACUAAGACAGAUAUACGACACGAUGACGACCCUAACACAAUGGAUGAGAUAAAGGUAAGUAAGUUCAGGAAGAACACUUACCACUGCAUCCAUCUCUGGGUCUAUAAAUGGGAGAAUCAAGUACUCUCUACAACAGCAGAGUUACUGUGUUUUAUUAACAUAAGAGUAGCUAUCUGGGUUCAAAUAAUGUGUAUUUGUGUAUCUGGUAUUUAAAAUAUUUUUUCCUGUAAAGUUUUUGUUAUUGAGUAUUUCAAUGGUUAUUUGUAAAAAAAAAAAAAAAAAAAAAAAAAAAAAAAAAUAGUCUACCAAAUUGUAUUUGAGAGUAUUUUCCAAAUUGAUUUCAAAUACUAUUUUUAAAUACCUGGGUUAAAUGCAUGGGAGUGUAUUUGAGGAUUUUCAAAUACUUUCCAAGUGUAUUCAACUACUUGUCUUUUCAAAUAAAAGAUACAUUCGAUUGAAGUAUUUAUCAUUCAAAUCGGUCUCAUGUUGUUCUAGGUGAGAGUAACAGAGGAGGACAGGGAGGAUUAUGACGUGUUCCGGAUCUGCAUCGAGGAUGAGCAGGAGCCGGAGCCGGAAGAGAGGCGAGAGGAAGGCGGAGAGGACGCCACAGAGGGGCAUCAGUACCCAGAUACGGACAGUGCCAUAGUGGGAGGGGGAAAGGGGGAAGACGUGACCCCAGCCGAAAUGGCCAUCCGCAUCAGCGGCUUCGAGACGGAGGGGCUCCAUGCCUGGAGGCGGAGACUCACCGACUCACCCAAAGUGGGCCGGGGGAGGGGGAGGGGCUUCAAGAGGAAGCGUGGCUCGUACCGCGAGAGAGGGAGGAGGCCUCUGGGUAUGCAAUACCAGGAGGCGUGGCGUCUAUCCACCGGGGCAGAGAUGAUGCAGGGCUUCGGCCUGGACUUCAGCCAGGAAGCCAUGAGGUCAGCGUUCCUCUCGGGGGGCGAGCUCCCACGGCUAGACUAUGGGAUGGGGGAGGUUCAGGGAGAUGAGCUGGUGCCCCGGGAUGGGAAUGGUCCGGCCCACUACAGCCUGGACGACCCCAGUGGUGAUGGAGGUGAAGAUAAUAUGGGGAUGGCGGCUGUGCCAACAGGUGGUGACGGGGCGGGGGAUGAGUCUGUGGCCGUGGUGGGUUCCACCUCUAGCACAGCGGGGCCGGUUGCAUGCGAGCAAUGCGGUCUGACCUUCCCCUCGGCCCACUCCCUGGCUGUCCACUCACGCGCCACCCACUUGCUGUAUGUGUGCCCCUGCUGCGGCAAGCACUUCAACCACUCCAGCAACCUCAACCGCCACAUGACUGUGCACCGUGGUGCCAAGGUCCACCGCUGCCCGCUCUGCGACAAGACAUUCACGCAGAAGUCCACGCUGUGCGAUCACAUGAACCUACACAGCGGCGAGCGGCCCCACUGCUGCGCCUACUGCCACUCACGCUUUGCACACAAGCCGGCGCUGCGGCGCCACCUCAAGGAGCAGCACGGGAAGACGACCGCUCAGAACAGCCUGGAGGCACAGGUCGAGAUGGAGAGAGUGGCAGGGCCAGGGGGAGGAGAGGGAGACACUCAGGACAGAUUUGACUUUUGA
Coregonus sp. 'balchen' is the source of this 4109-nucleotide messenger RNA. Lineage: Eukaryota; Metazoa; Chordata; Actinopteri; Salmoniformes; Salmonidae. The record is from the annotation of a GenBank genome assembly.